Molecule: messenger RNA, 2280 nt
Organism: Entamoeba dispar SAW760
Lineage: Eukaryota; Evosea; Mastigamoebida; Endamoebidae
Exons: 2
Coding region: 1-2280 (759 amino acids)
Molecular function (GO): GTP binding
Source: RefSeq, a predicted model, not a curated record
AUGUCAAGAGUAGUAAUAAAAUUCUAUUUAAAUGGAAAAUGUAUUUCAACUAAACCAAUGAAUUCACAAGACAAUUUGAAAACAGUUAGAGAGAAAUUAAAAGAAAAGAUAUCUGACUCUCAACAAUUUCUAUCAAAAGAUGGAGAUUUAAUUGAUAUAGAUGGAGAAGAUUCAUUUACUGUAGGAGAUGUAAUUGAUUCAUCAAGAAUAAUAAAUAUCAAAGAAACAGGAGAUAAAAAAAGAAUAAAAUUAAAAUUAAAUGAUGAAAUAAUUAGCACUGUUCAAGUAGAUACUAAAACAAAGAUAAGUGAUAUCAGAAAAUCAAUUCAAAAUAUUCUAGAAUCUGCACAUUUUUAUACACUUGAUAAUGAAAUAAUUGAAAAAGAAAAUGAAGAACAAUUUUUAGUAGAAGAUAUAAUAAAUAAUGAUGAAAUUAAUCUUAAAAAUGAGAAAGAAAAUACACUAAAAAAGGAUAUUGUAACUGUUAGAAUAUAUUUAAAUGGAAAACCAUUAAUAAAAAAUGAAUUCAACAAGAACUCUUCUCUUUCAGAUAUAAGAAAGAAAAUUGAAUUUGUAAAACAUGUUCCAAAAGAAUUUGUAUUUGAAGACCAAGAAGGAUUUAAAAUACUAACUGAUAAAGAACAAAAAAUAAAAUUAACAUCUAUUCUUUAUGAUAAUAAGAUCAAUAUAACAAUAGAAGUGUCUGACACUUCUCUAAAUGAUACUACAAUUAUAUCUGAACCAAAUAUUCCAAUUAAAGGAAGUAAAAGAUUGGAAAAUCAUGAAAAAGGAAAAUUGAAAAUAUAUUUAUAUCCAAAUGAACCAUUUAAUCCAAAGGAUGAAAAUGAUGCAAUUGCUAUUUUAGUUGUUGGACAAACAGGAAGUGGUAAAACAACAUUAUUAAAUAGUUUUAUAAAUGCAUUACAUGGAAUCAAGAUAACAGAUGAUUUUAGAUAUAUAAUUAUAAAUGAAGAUAAUUUAAAACAUAAUAGAGAUCAAUCUAAAAGUCAAACAACCAAAGUAUCAAUUUAUAAUAUUAAAAGAACAAAAAGAGCGCCACCAAUAAAAAUAAUAGAUACACCUGGAUUUGGAGAUACAAGAGGAAUUGAACAUGAUAAAGAAAUUAUUAAACAAAUCAAAGAAAAAUUUGAAACAGAAGUAUUAGAUUUAAAUGCUAUUUGUUUUGUUGCAAAAUCAAGUAAUGCAAGAUUAACACUAAAUCAGCAGUAUAUAUUUGGGAAUAUUAUUAAUUUAUUUGGGAAAGAUAUGAAAAAGAAUUUUAUUGCAAUGCUUACAUUCUGUGAUGGUAAAACACCACAAGUUAUUAAUGCACUACAAUCGCAAGAUUGUAUUUUCAGUACAAUUAUUCCAUACAUAGAUAAACCAUGGUAUUUAAAAUUCAAUAAUUCAGCUAUUUAUUCAGAUAAUACUGAAGAUUUAUUUACACAAAUGUUUUGGAAAUUAGGUAUGAAAAGUUUUGAUGAAUUUAUUGAAAAAUUAAUAAAAUUACCAAGAAAAUCAUUAGAAAAAUCCAGAGAAAAUGAAAUAGAACAUUAUUGUGAACAGUUCUAUUUGAAUCGUGAUAAAGUUAAUAAUAAUCAAAAUUUUACUUUUCCUGUAAACAUAAUAGUACAAAAAAAGGUUGACUUAAAAAGAGGAGAGUAUGUAACUAAUUGUUUAGUAUGUAAUAGAACAUGUCAUUAUCCAUGUUAUAUUGAAGGAGAUAUUAAAAAACGUUGUUAUUGCAUUGGUGAUAAUGAAUGUUGUAAUGUAUGUAAAUGUCAUUAUACACAUCAUGCAAACUCAUCAUACAGAUUUGAGUAUAUAACAGAAACAAAACAACAAACAGCACAAGAAAUAUUUGAAAGAUAUAAUGAAGGUAAAGAAGGUGUGGCUAGUGCAGAAAAUUUGUUAAAAAAGUUAGAAGAAGAAUAUUAUAAAAUUCAAAUGGAUUGUUAUGAUAAAGAAGUAGAAAUUAUAGAAUGUAUUAAUAGAUUAUCAUCAAUUGCAUUAAAUGGUAAAAUUAAUAGUUCUAAUGAAUAUUUAGAUUUAUUAAUUGAAUCAGAAAAUGAAGAAAAGAAAACAGGAUAUAAAGAAAGAAUUGAAGGAUAUAAAGAACUAAAACAAACAAAUCAAAUAAUAGAUGAUGUUAUGAAAAAUUCAAUAACAAAAAAGAGUAAGGAAGAAAUUAUGAAUGAACUUAAACAAAGAAAGAAUGACAUAAAAGAAGGACAAAAAUCAACAUUAGAUAAAAAUUGUUCAGAAUGUGUUAUUUGCUGA